This is a messenger RNA of Tetranychus urticae (two-spotted spider mite), 1957 nucleotides long. RefSeq lists its product as uncharacterized. Lineage: Eukaryota; Metazoa; Arthropoda; Arachnida; Trombidiformes; Tetranychidae. Gene Ontology annotation, molecular function: protein binding. The record is from RefSeq and is a predicted model, not a curated record. Gene Ontology annotation, biological process: Golgi organization. Gene Ontology annotation, cellular component: Golgi apparatus.
CCAAUGAUUAGACGUCAUCCAUUUGACAACUUGAAUAAGAUAACAAUAUUGUUUAGUUUGUUUACUAAGCUUAUUAGUAUAUUUCUGUUAAAUUGUUUUAACUUAGUUGUCGUGAAAACUUUUAUUGGUUAAAAUGGGUUUAUCAUCAAGUUCUCUUGAAAUUCCUGGUGGUGGUAAAGAAGGAUACCAUGUUCUUAGAGUUCAGGAAGGAUCACCUGGAGCUGAUGCUGGCUUGCAAGCAUAUUUUGAUUUCAUUGUGUCCAUCGGUAAUACACGUCUUAACCAAAACAAUGAAACCUUAAAAGAAAUACUGAAAGUAAAUACUAAUCAAACGAUCAAGAUGGCUGUUUUUAAUAGCAAAACUGGCCGGAUUAGACAAGUUGAUAUUAGACCAAGCAAUGAUUGGAAUGGAACUGGUUUAAUCGGAGCUUCCAUAAGGUUUUGUUCUUUUGAGAAUGCUAAUCAAAACGUUUGGCAUAUUUUACAAGUUGAACCCAAUUCUCCAGCUGAACAAGCUGGACUCCAAUCUAAUUGUGACUAUAUCAUUGGAGCGGAUUCAACUUUACAAGAUUCAGAAGAUUUAUAUUUAUUGAUUGAAGCUCAUGACGGUAAACCAUUAAAACUAUUUGUAUACAAUUUGUUGACUGAUAAUGUUCGAGAUGUUAUAAUCACUCCAAACAGCCGUUGGGGAGGCGAAGGACUGCUUGGAUGUGGGAUUGGCUAUGGAUAUUUACAUCGAAUACCUUAUCAGCCUGCAAAUGAUCAAGAUUAUUCUGAAAAAGCACCAUUAUUGCAAGGUAGUCAACAAAGUCCAGUCGAACCAGAGCCUAAAAUAGACCAAGCAAGUGUAAUGCAACAACAACUCAAUCAAAUGUCUUCUCAAGCUGACUCAAAUCAUCCUCAAGACACUGCGAAAGAAUUUGAUGCGAAAUCAGCUACACCAUCAUCAGUAGCCACCUCGAUGACCAUCACAAGUAGUAUAAAUACUCCUACAUCAUUCUCGUCUGCUCCAUUGAUAACAACUUCAAAUAUUAGCUACCCUUAUAAUGCACUUCACGGCAUUGAGCCUCAAAAUGUAACAUCUAGUACUGUUUCAUCUUAUACAUCACCUGGUGCAAUCACAACUCCUAUUUCCCUUCCUGGAAUGCCACCACUAACAGUUAGUGCUCCUUUACCAUUUGAUCUAAAACUUACCAAUCCGAAUAUUAAUUUUGGUGGACUUCAAUCACAACAUAACCCACCGACAACUGAUUUUAUGAACAUGUCUCUAACUUCUUCUAUAGCUGAAUCUAAAUCACCUAUUUCAACAUCCUUAUCGAGUCCAAUAACUCACCCUACAAUGACUUACGCUUCUCUGCAUAAUGCAUCAUCGAGCUCAUUGGGUAACUUGGCCGCAAGUUACAUACAGUCUGACCAAACUGUCAAAUUGCCUCAACAGACCUCAAUGUUUCCUUUACCAAUGAAAAAUUCGACCAUUAAUUUCCCGACGCCUGAGACUACUGAAUCGUACUAUAAUUCAGCUUUUGUAUCCAACAGCAAUCCAUCAAGUCAAUCAACUUCAACUAGCUCCAGUAAUUUUAUUAAUUUUACUAGUUCGCCUAUUACAUCAGUACCACCAAGUGUUCAACAGCCGAAAAGUGAAACCUCAACUCUGACCACCAUUAAUUUGAAUCAAAGCAAAUCGGAAUUAUAAAUUAUGAAAUAAUUUUUACUUUUUUAUGGAUUAUAAACGAAAAUACGGUUUUAGAAUCAAUUAAAUUUAAAACUACUUUAAACUUAAAGUAAAUCAAGAAACUUUUCGUAAACAAUUAACAUCAAUGUUAUGUUUCAAAAUGAACUAAAUUAUCGUUUAUUUGCUAUAAUUGAAGCAUUCUAAAGAUAUAGAUUGAAUGAUUUGAAUUAUGCUUUUAAGAAUUAAAUUGCUCGAUUUCUUUAGAAAUUGAUUUUCUUAAAUCCA